AUGGUUUCCAUCGUUCUCGAGGUGACCUGCAGCCUCCUUGCCUGGCUGUUCCUGUACGCCUGCUUCUGCUACUGGCACAAGCACCGUUCCUACGAGUGGAGCUGUCGCCUGGUCACCCUGCUGCAUGGGGUGAUUGUCACCUGCCUCUCGGGUUACAUUGCUCUCUGGGAUGGCCCCUGGCCUCUGACCCACGCAGGUUCACCAAACACAUCUCUUCAGAUCCGUGUGCUGUCCCUGACCUUGGGUUACUUUAUCUUUGACCUGGGCUGGUGCCUGUAUUUCCAGACAGAGGGGGACCUAAUGCUGCUCCAUCACACGCUGAGCAUCUGUGGCAUGAUCAUGGUGCUGGGGCUCGGCAAGUCUGCUACAGAAGUCAAUGCUGUUGUAUUCGUUAGCGAGAUCACCAACCCACUGCUCCAGACCCGCUGGUUUCUGCGGGAAACAGGGUGUUACCACACUUUCCUGGGAGAGGUGGUGGAUUUCUUGUUUGUGUUCCUCUUCCUGGUGCUGCGAAUCGGGGGAGGAGCUUUGAUCAUGUACGCCAUGGUGACAUCCCCUGAUCCCAGCUGGCUCCUCAAGGCCGGAGGCCUGGCCAUGUACAUUGUAUCUCUGGGCUUCAUGGUUAAAAUCUGCCACUUCGUCAGGAGGAAAAUGGUGAAGAAGUAUGGUUCCUGGAGAAGUCCAAGGAGUAUGAAUGCACCUGUGAAAACUAAUGGGCACUUGACAGCUCAUUAA
Egretta garzetta (little egret) is the source of this 735-nucleotide messenger RNA. Its product is annotated as TLC domain-containing protein 5. The record is from RefSeq and is a predicted model, not a curated record. The coding region runs from base 1 to 735 and encodes 244 amino acids. The transcript is spliced from 2 exons. Gene Ontology annotation, cellular component: membrane. NCBI's taxonomy places the organism in Eukaryota, Metazoa, Chordata, Aves, Pelecaniformes, Ardeidae.